GCCUAAAGAAGCAAUUAAUGGCGACUCUCUCCUCUUUGUUCGGCCUAUCUCUAAGCUUGAUCCUCCUCCUCCUCUUUCAUAAUUCUUUCGCCCAGCUCGAGUGCGACCAAGGCCGAGAACAGAGCCCCUGGCAAAGCCACCACUGGUUCCGAGGCCAGAGAGAGUGCCGGUUCGAGAGGCUAGACGCCCUGCAGCCGGCACGCCGCAUUCAAUCCGAAGCCGGCUUCACCGAGUUCUUCGACCAGAGCAACGAGCAGUUCCAGUGUGCCGGCGUUUCCAUACGACGCCGCGUCAUCGAACCCAGCGGCCUCCUCCUGCCUUCCUACUCUAAUGCUCCUUGUCUUGUCUACAUUCUGCAAGGAAGAGGUAUAACAGGCACGGUGUUCCCUGGCUGCCCGGAGACAUACCAAUCCUUCCAGCAGCAAUCCCAGCAGCAGAGAGAGGAAGGCGGCGGGCAAAGCCAGAGAUUCAGAGACGAGCACCAGAAGGUCCACCGCUUCCGCGAGGGCGAUAUCAUCGCUCUGCCUGCCGGAGUAGCCAACUGGUGCUACAACGACGGUGACACGCCUGUCGUCGCCAUUACCGUCUUCGACACGAGCAACAGCGCGAACCAACUCGACCCUCGUCGUAGGGAAUUCUUGUUGGCCGGGAGCCAUCGGAGUAGCGAGAGAAGGCAGGAAUCGUUCGGACAACAAACGUAUGAAGGACAAUACGAAGAGCAGACAGGGGUUAACAUCCUUAGCGGGUUCAACCCUGACUUGCUGGCUGAGGCCUUCGGAGUCAAUAGAGAGGUAGCAAGGAGGCUUCAGAGCCAGGACGACCGCAGAGGCGAAAUCGUCCGAGUCCGGCAUGGACUUCAGUUUCUAAGGCCUUCAGUAAGAGAAGAACAGCAUGAGCAGUAUUCCGAGGGGAGAGAGGAGAGAAGGAAGGGCGGUCAAUGCAAUGGACUGGAGGAGAUGUAUUGCGCGCUGAAGACCAGAGAAAACAUCAACGACCCGACGCGUGCCGAUGUCUACACUCCGCAAGGCGGCCGGAUCACCAGCCUCAACAGCCAGAAGUUCCCCAUUCUCAACCUAAUCCAAAUGAGCGCUGAGAGGGGUGUCCUCCGUAGGAAUGCUUUCCAUGCGCCGCACUGGAACAUCAACGCGCAUAGCAUCAUGUACGUGACUGGAGGGCGGGGACGAGUGCAGAUAGUGAACAACCAGGGCCGAACCGUUUUCGACGGCGAGCUCCGUCGCGGGCAAGUGCUGGUCAUCCCGCAGAACUACGCAGUUCUGAAGCGGGCGCAGAGCGAGGGGUUCGAGUGGGUCUCAUUCAAGACCAACAGCAACGCCAUGGUCAACCAGAUUGUAGGGAAGGCAUCGGCUCUUCGGGGCAUGCCGGUGGACGUGCUCAUGAACGCCUACCGCCUCUCGAGGGAAGAAGCUCUAAGGCUCAAGUUUAACAGGGGCGACCAGAUGACCGUCUUCACUCCCAGGUCCCAGGAAGGGCCUUUCUAGAGUUACUAAGCGAUGCCCAUGAAAAAGAUUAGUGACUGGUAGCUUGCUGCUGGAGAAGAGGCUGUAGAUUGAAAGAAAUAAAGCCUCCGACGGAGGAGUUUAAU
Ananas comosus (pineapple) is the source of this 1603-nucleotide messenger RNA. RefSeq names its product glutelin type-A 1-like. The coding region runs from base 18 to 1499 and encodes 493 amino acids. Gene Ontology annotation, molecular function: nutrient reservoir activity. The record is from RefSeq and is a predicted model, not a curated record. The transcript is spliced from 4 exons. Lineage: Eukaryota; Viridiplantae; Streptophyta; Magnoliopsida; Poales; Bromeliaceae.